CGCAUGCGCGUGGACUUUUCACAGAGUCAGCGAUUUUCGUUACACCGGUAACUCUUCUGUGUGCUGCUGGGAGGAAUGGCCGUGUGAAUGUUUUGAGCUUUAGCUAAAAACAGCAAACUCGACCCGAGGAUAACAGCAGUUAACACUAGCGCCCUAUAUACACAGCAAGAUGGUGCUGGAACGCCAAAACCCUGCCUCGGGCAAACUUAAACCUCGAAUGUCAAAUAAGGAGCGUUUUCACUGCGUCAGUCCAGAGAUUAACCUCUCAUUGUACGCGGCAUUAAAAGACUGGCUUCCAUGUAAUCAUGAAUAUCACAUCUGUGACUACAAGACCAUAAGGCAGACUCAGGACCAUAUAGAUUUUUCUGCCACUCUAAGAAUGACUAUCUCUACCGUUGAAGAAGUACAACAGUGGGUGAAAGACUCGACCAUCACCUGGAGGAUUGAUCGAACCAGACCACCUAAGGGACAAAGAGUUAUUUUUAAGGUGGACUAUAGAUGCCACCACAACACAAAACCAAGGAACACCAUGGAACCAUCUGGGAGAAGGACCAAAAACACAAACUGCCCUGCAAAGAUGAGCAUAACUCUCCAUCGCCCACAGGGCAGCAAUGGAAGGCAGUGUCGGAGCACAGAUCCUCACAUGCCAGCUUUCCCGACACUCGUACACAUCACCAAUGAGCACAAUCAUAACUUGCACGUACCGGAUGCAUUGAGGUACAAAGACGUUGGACCAGAAGCCAUACAAAAGUUAAAGAAGCUGUUUGAAGCAGGUCAUUCGCCAUCCACAGCUCUGGACGUUUUAAAAUACGACCUCCAGCUCGAGCUUGGAGAGGAUUAUGCGUAUGCAUCAGCAGACCGAUCCAUCUGCCCUGACAUUCAGUUUUGCUACAGGCUGUACCACCAAGUUUCUAAGUCUCUCAGAGAAGCCAGUCCAUCCUCUUCCAUUCUCCCCACCCAAGAUACAACCACAACCUGGGUAGCAGCUGAUCCGACUGGACAGACAUGCAUCAUGGAGCACGAGAUUGUCACCACAGAAGUUUCAGAGGAGGACAAUCCCACAGACAAGCUGAAGUCGUGCUUAUCUGAUCUGUGUGACAUUAUUGAGAAACAGCCGAGUGUGUGGUCUGCAACACAGGACUUUAUCAAGGGAAUUGAACGGGUCCAGCACAACCCUGUCAAGCUAGCGUCAGCCAUGCACGCCUUUGGUCGCUACAGCUGUCUCCUAAUGAAGAAAAGGGCUAAAACUAUGCGAAGGGGUUCUCAGUGUGCUGGACUUGCCAUUACUGCCCAGCCUACAGCAGUGACCAGGAGGAAGCCCAAGCUUGGUGGAAGGCGACGGCUGACGGUGGGCAGACAGAGCAAGACUACUUCAGGGCCGGACCAUGAGUACAGUCAGCCAGAAAAAAGACAGAGAUGCUCAGGGCCUCAUGGUUUUUCACACGGCAUGGCAAAAACCAAAUAACAAAAUAGCUUUAAUAAAUUAGUUUUAGUAUAGCAGUUGUGGCCCAUCACCCCUUUGCCUGAGAGGAGAUAGACAUGAGCUUGAGUGCUAUUUCAUAUGGGUGUAUUUUGUUCAAUGUAUAUAAUUUUUUACAGACAUAUAAAAUGGGCUUGCUGUCUGAUUCAUUUUACAAACCUCACCUAUCACCACGCCUCCAGUUAUGCCCACAAUUCCUAAAAUCUGCACUUAUAUUUUUGUAUAUCAUGAUUCUUUGAGAUGUAACAGAAUGGCACAACUCUCACUGUCUACUCUAACAGCUAACUUCACAUUUAUGUUACACUAUAGAUUGCUUGAUAACUCCUGCAUAUAUAAAGAUAGAAAUUUGACUUUGCUCUGUAAAAGAAAUUUUCAUUCCAACAUACAGGCUACUGCUGUUUCAAUGAAAUUAGCUUCAGUACAAGCUUUCUUCUUGCAUUCUACAACAAGAUUCCACAAGCUUCACCUUUUCUCAGAGUGUGACAGAGUGACACUUGCACUGAAGUUGACUUUGUAGAGAAACUAAUUAAAUGUGGCCCGAAUUGAUGCUAACAGCUUUGGAUAAUGAUGCAAGCGUGUGCACAUUCGGUGAAUGUAAUGUAUGCUGUAAAUGAAUUCUAUAAGAUGAUAAAGUUUAAGAGGAAUGAAUCUUUGUUAAAUACAUCAGUGCUCUUCAAACUGAGUUAGUAUCUCUGUUUGGAAGUGUGUAUCCUUCAGUGCCCUUAAAUAAGUGCAUUAUGAAAAUGCUGUUGUGAAAAAGAGCCAACAGGUUUUGUUAAAUGAGGAGUUAAAAAAGUCUCUUUUUUGUUUGUGGCUCAUUUUUUUAAAACAAUUAAUUAUUGUACUUUUUGAAAAAGCUUGAAUUGAAUUCUCCAUUUCUAGGCUGAUGCGUAGUGAUGUUCUGUUGCUGCAAAACAUGUUUGAUAUCUUCAAAAGUUUACUCUUGCUUGGACCCAUGGUUAUCUAUGCUAAAUUAUACAAGCUUGUGUAUAAUGAAUUUUGUUUGUUUACAUGAGUGGAUAAUAGUGAGUUAUCAAAAUUUUAAUUUGUGUAAACACGUUAAUAUAUGAUUGCCCGCUCAUGAUAGAUAUCAAGUUUAACUAAGCAUGAUCUGUUUGGUAGAUUCAGAUUCUGUAACAAGUGCCUAAAGACAUUGUGCUUACAUUGUGGUUUACUUGGUAACCCCAGUAAACACUAGAAUAUAAGCUUCCAAUAUAGUGGAAACUUUUUGCUUGCAGAGUUUAAACACACACAUUCCCACCCACCACAUAUCCUACUGGCUAGCUGCAAUUACAGCUCAUUUUGAAUUCUUGACCUGCUUUUAAAUGAGUCACAUUACAGUGCAGGAUUAACUGAAAGGUUACUGUAGAAGUCAUAUUCAGUCAUUCAUAAAAUAACGGAAAUUUUGUUCCCACAUUAGUUUCCUCUGACAAAGUUUUCAUACCCACCCCAAAUUUUCAACUCCAACACCUGUGUCUGUUUAGGAGGUGUUGUACAGUAUAACACAAACUGUGCACAACUCUACAGUCACUCCCCAUACCCAAACUGUAUUCAAAAUAAUCACAAUUCAGAAUAAAUACUGAUUGGUGGGUAAGGAAUAAAACACAACUGGGCAUGCUAUUAUAGAAAAAUACACAACGACGAGGUAGUGUGAUUUUUCAAGAAAAAUUCUGAAGUGUCUAAUUCCUGUAUAGUAGCCACUGCAAUGGCCCAAACAUUAAAACUGCUUGCUUUUUUUCCCAUA
Pangasianodon hypophthalmus (striped catfish) is the source of this 3224-nucleotide messenger RNA. RefSeq lists its product as uncharacterized. The transcript has 7 exons. Lineage: Eukaryota; Metazoa; Chordata; Actinopteri; Siluriformes; Pangasiidae. The coding region runs from base 170 to 1465 and encodes 431 amino acids. The record is from RefSeq and is a predicted model, not a curated record.